Messenger RNA from Mercenaria mercenaria, 918 nucleotides. RefSeq names its product DNA polymerase III PolC-type-like. The transcript has 3 exons. Gene Ontology annotation, biological process: DNA catabolic process. The coding region runs from base 1 to 918 and encodes 305 amino acids. Gene Ontology annotation, cellular component: cytoplasm. Lineage: Eukaryota; Metazoa; Mollusca; Bivalvia; Venerida; Veneridae. Gene Ontology annotation, molecular function: 3'-5'-DNA exonuclease activity; nucleic acid binding. The record is from RefSeq and is a predicted model, not a curated record.
AUGACAUAUCAGUCAGAAGUUGGCCAUGAAGAUUGUACUGACAUAGACAGAAUCCCUGAUCCUAUACCGCGUGGAGUAUUCAAGCCAUUCGAGGAGAGGUUGUGUCCUCAUAUAACACAGAUAGCCGCCAAACAUGUGAGCACAGAGAAGAGCUUCAGUUGCUAUGUGUUACCCAAACUACCGAUGAGUGCCUCUGCCGAACAAGUGACUAAAAUUGUUGUGACAAAUAGUAGUGAUAUGUUUGUAAAUGGUGUUCCUGUUGAAACUAAAACUAUUGAAUCAGCACUCAGAGAAUUGUUUAGCUGGCUGAAACAGUUCAGAAACGUGUUUCUAAUUGCACAUAAUGGAAAACGUUUUGACUUUCCUAUCAUUAUCAACGCCUGCUUAGCUACUGGAAUGUUUAGUGAACUUUGUGCAUGUGUAAUAGGAUUGGUAGACACUCUUCCAGUAUUUAAAUCCGUAUGUCCUAAAAGGGAGUCUUACAAACAGGAGGAUCUGGCCCGUACAUUGCUUUCCAAAGUGUAUAACUCUCAUAACGCUCUUGAUGAUGUCAAGUGUUUGUCAGAGCUGGUCAGUUACGCUGUGAAACAUGGUGAGAAGUGUGUAGUAAUGAAGAGUUUUCCUCCUAGAGAUGUCAAACACAACAUGGAAUCCAACAUAGAGAAAAAGAAAAACAUGCCAUCUCUUUCUGUUCUGGUAGCAAAUGGUGUCAUGAAGUCGUCCACUGCCGACAAUGUGGCUAGCUCGGGGUUAAAUUUCAAACAUUUACAUACAAUCUUUCUACGUAAGGGAGAAGAUGGACUGUACAAUGUAUUUACUAUGAGAAACAGUGAAGGGUUGCCAAGAGUGACAAAUUCUAAGAGGGUUUUGGAGGCUGUAAUUCCAAAAUUAGUGUCGUAUUUUGAAGGCAAAAAUUAG